Phytophthora sojae is the source of this 1017-nucleotide messenger RNA. RefSeq lists its product as hypothetical. NCBI's taxonomy places the organism in Eukaryota, Oomycota, Peronosporomycetes, Peronosporales, Peronosporaceae. The record is from RefSeq and is a predicted model, not a curated record. The transcript has a single exon. The annotation marks the transcript as partial.
AGCACGUGCUACUUCCGCGGCUAUAAGUAUACACGUGCUUGGGCAUCCUCCAGGAAAAUCUCCUACCGCUGCAGCCAUUGGCGCCAGGGCUGUCCCGGGACGAUGGCGUUCUUCAUUGGCACCAUGGGGUACACCGCUGGCCGCCCCCACACUUGCCGCAAUGUCGAUGCUGCUGGCACGAGCCUCGUCGACGUCUCCAGUGCUAUGAAGGACAGAGUCGACACCCUGGCCAUCGAACAAGUCGCGCUUCCUGCACGUCGCAUAUGGGAAGCUGUGCGGAGCGAGUUUUACGGAGCUGACAACGAGCAUGUCGUCCGCGGGCUAUCUGAGCCUCAAGUGCUUCGCCGUGUGUACCAAGCAAGGAGCCAGCACUUUAGCGGAGACGUGCACGGGGCCAUUGAAAUUCCGCCACUUUCAACGGCGCUGGACGAAGCUGUCUCCUUCUUCCAGUUUCAUUACGUCACGGUGAACCGCGAGAACCUCAGCAAGCCUACCCGACUCAUUGGCUGGGCACACCCCUCCCUCAUCAACCUACUUCGCUACAACGGGACUACCAUUUUUGUCGAUGGUACAUUUCGCUGUGUACCCCCUGGGUACAAGCAGUGUGUCAUCUUUAUGGUGCACGACCGAGCGUCCGGACUAUAUGUGCCAGUCUACUAUGUAUUGAGCACUUCUCGCAGUGGCGAUUCUUUCUGGGACAUGGUGCAUUUCGUCGUGCAAAGCACUGACCAACAGCUUGAGCCGGCGGAAGUCGUGUGCGACUUCGAGAGCGCCUUAAUUGAUGCCGUGCAGACUCAGUUCCCCAACGCAAUCGUUAUUGGGUGUCUGUUUCACCUGAAGCAGGCGCUCAGGCGUGAGAUGAAGCGGUUCCUGAUACCGGAGGAAGAAUGCGGCAUUGCGAUGACCCGUGGGGUCCUCGACAUGCUAACGGUUGUUGACCACAACUUGAUUGAGCGAUGCAUCAAGUGGGUUAAGCGCGAGAUCCGACAGCGCUGCGACGUCGCUGGAAUUGCGUAG